ACCUCAGUUAAUCCGGACAGUAAAUGAUUAUGAGUGGUAAUAAAUUGUGCUCGAAACGUCAUCAGUAAACAUUACAGUAUAACACUGUGAGACUUUAUCAAAACAAAAUUUACCCAUAAUGGAAGACUGUAGCACGUCUAAUGCCAUAUAAAUUCGAUAACUUACAGGAGGAAACCAACAAGUUAUCAGAAGAGGCUAUCCGUAAAGACAAGACUUCAGGUGAACAUAGGGAAGAUGGAGGUGAUGAAGACAGUCACGCAUCAUCAUCAUCAACAACAACAACAGGCGGCAAUGGCUACAAACGGAUGAAAUUUGAAAGAAGUCACUACAUUCGCUUAUCUAGGAAGAAUCGUUUCAAGUACAGGCAGUUGAAAUGGAUGAAGAUGUCAAAGGCAAUCAGCAUCGGAAAGGCAAGACAGACCUUCUUCAUCCCUACCUGAAAUCAGUUUUCAAAUCGUCUGCACUCAGCCAGCCAGCAUUAGCAACAAGAUUCGGAUUGUCAACACAGAUGUGGAGUCAGUCAGUCAGUGCUUCCAUACGGGUCAGAGACUUGCACUGCAUGUCACGUAAAGCAUUUCCAACAAGCCACCUUCACUGUCUGGC
Molecule: messenger RNA, 603 nt
Organism: Trichobilharzia regenti
Lineage: Eukaryota; Metazoa; Platyhelminthes; Trematoda; Strigeidida; Schistosomatidae
Source: the annotation of a GenBank genome assembly